Molecule: messenger RNA, 687 nt
Organism: Neospora caninum
Lineage: Eukaryota; Apicomplexa; Conoidasida; Eucoccidiorida; Sarcocystidae
Exons: 3
Coding region: 1-687 (228 amino acids)
Source: RefSeq, a predicted model, not a curated record
AUGAGCAGCCACGAGGAGUAUCCUCCGGAGCUGACUCGAGGCGCGAAAGACUCGCUGAACAUCCCCGUAGGAGGAGAAGGUCUCUACGCACGCGGUACUGGCGCCGGUUCCCCCAUGCUCUUUGUUAUGCAGUGGGAUCGCCCUACAUGGCAGCCAGUAUGGGAAGAUGAACACCAAGUCAUUCCCAGGGACGGUUUCGGUGUGCCAGCCCAGAUUCCUCCCGAGGUGUCUCAGCACUUCAAGCACGUUUACUACGUGCCUCCUCAGUUCUUCCCUUUCCUCAAGAAACUCGCCGACGACACUCCAUCGCUGCAGCCGUUCAUGUACAAACUGAUCAAGGGCGACUUUACGUACGACGACUAUGAGGAAAUGUUCUACAAAUUCGCCAAGCCAUUGAAGAUCUACCGAAACCAGAUACCGAUGCCCUACCGAACUCCCGAGGAAGUGGCACGCGAAGAGGAAGUUGCUUGGGAAGGCGCGUGGCUGUCCUACAGACAAAAAGUCCUCUCAUCGUACAACACGGCGAUGUUCUUCAGAGAGUACCUGUUCGGCGCUUUGAUCGGCGUCUACUGCGCUUUUCUCUUCCUGGACCAGCACCGUCAAUAUCGCGUCGAUAUGAAGCUGUUUUACCUCGAGGCCCCAGAAAACAAAGUAAAUUGGGUUGUGCCUAGGGGUGACCUCGUUUAA